Messenger RNA from Symbiodinium pilosum, 1092 nucleotides. The record is from the annotation of a GenBank genome assembly. NCBI's taxonomy places the organism in Eukaryota, Dinophyceae, Suessiales, Symbiodiniaceae.
AUGGCAAAAGCCGAUCCAGAUCUGGACCCCGUGUGGGGUUUGUUGAUCGGCGCAGCACCGGCGCAGGACAAUUCUGAUACGGGAUUUGCACAGACGUUCCAGCUGGAGAAUGAGACUUGUGCGUCCAGGCACGGUAGAGACAACGAAGCACCGGAUGCUGAGGACGAGGCUGCGCUUCCAGACCAAGACUGGCCCAAGGAGGCUACCAACUCCUCAAAACCGAUUUCCAACGUUGUUGACAAGGCAGAGGUCUCCGCACAGAUCUUCCAACUACCAGAAGAUUCGGAUUUGAGUCCUACGCGCUGGGAUAUCCAAGGCUGUGAUGCGUUCGUCCUCGAUGGCGUUCUCAGCGAUGCAGAGUGCAGCGCGCUGCGCAGCCGUGCUGAGGGCCUCUGGACAUUCUGGGAGGACGAUCCAGAACGCCCUCGCAUUUCUUUUCGCAAUGCGCACACCGUCGAGGUGACGCACCAGGCCCUGGCAGACCGAAUUUGGCGCCGGGUAGCCUCGCACGUGCAGCCCAAGGUCGAGCUUUGCUCAGACGAUCCCCGCUUUGAAGUGGACAUCGAGGGCACCUGGUCGCCAUACGCAAUGAAUCCCAAAUUGCUGCUGUCGCGAUAUCUGGAUGGUGGCCACUUCAGCCCUCACACAGAUGGAACCACAGUGGUGGAUUUCAAUCGCCGCACCUUCUACAGUUGCGUUCUGUUCCUCAACGCUUCCCCAUGGGGUGGGCACACCCGCCUCUAUGCCGAUGAACAGAUGAGCAAAGAGCUCCGUGGAGAUGAAGCCGGGCGUUUGACAGGCGAUUCAGACCUGAUCCUCGCCGAGGUUGCUCCUGAACCAGGGAGGAUGCUGGUGUUCUACCACCGCCUCAUGCAUGAAGGCGUUCCGGCAGCAGAGAAGUACAUCAUCCGCACUGAUGUGCUCUACCGUCGUGAGCCCGAGAUCUGUACGGCGCCGGAGGAUGUCGAGGCCUUCCAAAUGUACCAGGAGGCGCAGCUGCUCGCUGAGAAGGGCGACUGCGCAGCUGCAGCAGGCCUUUUCCGCGGCGCCUUUCGCAGAAGCGCCGCCUUGAAGGCGGUCUACCGCAUGUGA